AUGGCGAAUGAAAAGACUGAAGAAGCAGAUGCUGAAAGGCAACAAGCACCAAAACGAGAAACGUAUCCGAUAACUGAUCUGGAGAAUGGUAUCAUAGCUUGGGAACGACAAGAUGAUCCGUUGAAUCCAAGCCCACUGUCAUCAUCAAUUUUUGCUCCAGCAGUAGGGAAUGCGGCAGACGAAUUUGAUGUUACAGAUUCGAUAUUAAUAUCCCUGGGCGUCAGUGCUUACUUAUUUGGCUAUGGUUUUGGCCCGCUAUUUCUAUCACCACUCAGCGAAAUUUACGGACGUCGAAUAAUUCUUAGUUUGUCGACCUCGGCUUUUGUUCUCUUCCAAAUUGGAUGCGCACUUGCCCCAAACUUCUCUUCCAUUAUCGUGUUUCGACUUCUCUCGGGGUUGGGAGGAUCCGGAUGUCUGACAAUUGGAGGAGGUGUUGUAUCAGAUCUAUUCGAGGCCGAAAACCGGGGCUUUGCUAUGGCUAUAUUUUCUGCUGGUCCGCUCUUUGGACCUGUUCUAGGGCCUAUAUGCGGCGGAUUCAUUGCCCAGAAUAUUGGGUGGCGAUGGGUGUUCUGGAUUCUAACGAUUGUAGGUGGAACGCUUACCAUCUUUGUCAUGAUCUUCAAUCGAGAAACGAAUCCCGCCAUUAUCAUUAAGCGCAAAACAGAACGCUUGAGGAAGGAGCUCGAUCGUCCUGAUCUUCGCAGUUACUAUGACGACUCUAGCAAAGACAAGAGCAAAACGGCGCAUUUUAUACACCGUCUAACAACUCCAUUUCAACUGUUGUUCCGAUCGCCCAUCAUCUUGAUCGUGGCACUCUAUAUCGCCGUCGUAUAUGGUUGCCUGUACCUCCUCUUCACUACCAUUACACAAGUUUUCCAAGACGUGUACCACUGGAGCGAACAGCUUAGUGGAUUGGCUUACAUUGGGCUGGGACUGGGGUUUGUCGCUGGCCAAGUUGCGUUUGGUAUUUUAAGCGAUAGAAUCCUCAUCAAGCUGAAAGCUCGCAACAAUGGUGUCUUCGAGCCCGAAAUGCGUCUUCCUCUCACCGUCCCGUUUUCGUUUUUUGUCCCAAUAUCGUUCUUUUGGUACGGCUGGUCUGUCCAAGCUCGUACUCAUUGGAUCGUACCCAUCAUCGGGUUAUUUCCAUUUGCCUUUGGCUUGAUUGGGAUCUUUGGGACUUUACAGACCUACGCUAUUGACUCUUUCCCUCGCUAUGCAGCCUCUGCUAUCGCAGCCAUUACUGUUACUCGAUCUAUUGCUGGCGCACUUCUUCCUCUUGCUGGUCCGCCGAUGUAUAAAGCACUCGGAUAUGGCUGGGGCAACUCGUUACUUGGUUUCGUCACAUUGGCGCUGAUCUUGAUGCCCGUCCUUUUUAACCGUGUGGGGGCAUCGCUGAGAAAAAGGUCCCCUUUACUAGAGGCCGCGGCUAAGUGA
Molecule: messenger RNA, 1434 nt
Organism: Trichoderma gamsii
Lineage: Eukaryota; Fungi; Ascomycota; Sordariomycetes; Hypocreales; Hypocreaceae
Product: major facilitator superfamily transporter
Exons: 5
Coding region: 1-1434 (477 amino acids)
Biological process (GO): transmembrane transport
Cellular component (GO): membrane
Molecular function (GO): transmembrane transporter activity
Source: RefSeq, a predicted model, not a curated record